AUGACGUCCACUCCUACUAGCACUUCUCCCAUCGUGGCCGUCGUUGGCGUCGGCUAUGUUGGUGAGCACCUAGUCCAAGGCUUCUCGAAGCACUAUCCCGUCAUCGCCUUCGAUGUGGACCCGGUUCGCCUCGAGCAAGUCGCGAAGAAUAAGACUAAAUAUCAACUCAUGACCACACGGCUUGGGUCCGACCUUGCCCUGGCCACACAUAUCUUGAUCUCAGUUCCGACUGGAGUCUACAGCGAUGGCACAAUCGACACCCGUAUCCUACGCUCUGCUGUGGACAACGUGCUUUGCAAUGCUCAAUAUGGUGCUACGAUCGUCAUUGAAAGCUCGGUGGCCGUUGGCAUGACUAGGUCUUUGUUUGGUGACCGCCACCACGAAAAGGAUCUGAAAGUUGGCAUGUCGCCUGAGCGUGUUGACCCAGGGCGAACUAAUGUCGAGUACGAUUCUAUUCCCAAAGUUGUCUCUGGCAUCGACGAUCGCUCGCUCACUAGCGUCUGUUCGCUAUAUUCAAGAGUCUUCCAGCGAUUGGAGCCUGUCUCAAGCCUGGAGGUGGCUGAGCUCACCAAACUAUAUGAGAACUGCCAGCGCAUGGUGUCCAUCGCAUACGCCAACGAGAUGGCCGAUGCCUGCCACAGUUUUGGCAUUGACCCCCUAGAGGUCUGCAAAGCUGCUGGCACCAAGCCGUUUGGCUACCAGCCUUAUACUCCCGGUAUCGGGGUGGGCGGACACUGCAUCCCUGUCAACCCAUACUACCUACUCUCUAACAGUUCCUGGCCCUUCCUCGAGAUGGCCACCGAGAAGAUGCGCGCACGACCAGCAAAUCUUGGUGACAGAAUCAUGGCCGAGUUAUCAGCAACUAGCCAAGGAACUUCUUCCCGGCCCCGGAUUCUCGUCGUCGGUGUCUCUUUCAAGAAGGGUCAAUCGGUGCUGAGCAAUGCUCCAGGUAUCGAUCUCAUUCGCCACCUGCUCGGCACAUAUGAUGUCUAUGUUGAGUUUGUUGAUCCACUUGUCAAUGCCGAGAGCCUCGAGUAUGUUCCAAAGCUCGACCAUACUACCGAGUGGACCUCAGCGUACGUCGAUUCUCACUUCGACUGCGCCGUCAUCUGCAUGGCCCAGGAGCACGUAGAUCUCAGCAUCCUGCAAGAGCUGCAACACACCCGUGUCUUCAACUUUACCAGCGCCCUACCCUGGUCCAGCCUCAGCCCUGUCCAGGCAGCACCAUUGUCUGUACCCGAGCUGGAAGAGCCGUCUACCCCAGAAGAGAUUGAGAUCUUGACACCAGCGCUAGGUCUAGAGGAUCACAAUCCUCUGGUGACUGUACCGGAACAACCCACUGUUGGCCAAGACUUGAUCAACAAGGUCCUCGACAGUCUUACCAUCGCCAAAGAACCUGUUGUCGAUAUUUCGGCAAGGGAGAUAGGUCUGCUGCCAGUGUGA
Messenger RNA from Cyphellophora europaea CBS 101466, 1443 nucleotides. RefSeq lists its product as uncharacterized. Gene Ontology annotation, biological process: polysaccharide biosynthetic process. The coding region runs from base 1 to 1443 and encodes 480 amino acids. Gene Ontology annotation, molecular function: oxidoreductase activity, acting on the CH-CH group of donors, NAD or NADP as acceptor; oxidoreductase activity, acting on the CH-OH group of donors, NAD or NADP as acceptor; NAD binding. The record is from RefSeq and is a predicted model, not a curated record. NCBI's taxonomy places the organism in Eukaryota, Fungi, Ascomycota, Eurotiomycetes, Chaetothyriales, Cyphellophoraceae. The transcript has 2 exons.